This is a messenger RNA of Trichomonas vaginalis G3, 1065 nucleotides long. RefSeq names its product glycolytic process regulation protein. NCBI's taxonomy places the organism in Eukaryota, Parabasalia, Trichomonadida, Trichomonadidae. The record is from RefSeq and is a predicted model, not a curated record. Bases 1 to 1065 code for a protein of 354 amino acids. Gene Ontology annotation, biological process: regulation of transcription by RNA polymerase II. The transcript has a single exon.
AUGCGUCCGGGCAAUUCUAAUUACUCUGAUGGCCCAAAACGAGUUGCCCCUCCAUUAAAUAGACCUUACCAACAAAUUCAUCGUUCUCCCAAAGACAAUUAUAAAUCUUACAGAAAAGAACAUAGUUGGAAAGCAAUUACACCAGCAAAGAAAAAUUCAAUACCUGCAGCGCCAUAUCCAUCACUUCCAACAAAAGGACAAGUACUUGAUGAAAAAAACAAAAUUGAUUCACAAAUUAUUGAAUACCAAAUUGAUCUUUCUACACUUCGUCAAGCACCACAAACUGUAGGAGUUGUUUCUCAUGUCGAAAGUCAACCAGAUUCUCUUGGUGUCGUUGAUGUUGGAGGUUUUAUUGCAAAUAUGAACUUAGUUGAUUCAGUAAUUGCACAAAAUAAGAAUAAUGCAAAACUAGCAGCCAAAGAAGCAUCCGUUGAUGCUAAUCAAAGAAUGAUGUUUUCUUCACAUGCGCCUUAUGCAGUUCAAGAUUUACGAGAACAUGAAGAUUUAUUACCAUUAUUAUUUACGUCUGUAUUUUAUACUAAAAUGAUUGAAAAAGAGAAAGAAGAAGCUCUUGCAGAGCAAUAUGACACAAUGCGGGGAAUUUGGAAUACUCAAUGCGAUGCUGUUGAUACAAUAGCAGAAAAUCCAGUUUUCCCAUGGCCAGAAGACAUGCCAGAAUCUAUGACAAAGACCGCAGAUGAUAAAGUAUACAUGGAAUUUGUUGCUGAUGAUACUCCGAUGAUUAUUAACCCUGCUGAAAAAGAUGUGUUUAAAUUUAAUACUGAUGCAAGGCUUGUUAAUGAUCCUGUAUCCGAGCAUCAUGUUUAUAAACAAAGAGUUAAAUGGUCUGAGGAAGAAAAGAACAUCUUUCUUGAACAAUGGUGUUCUCAUCCUAAAGAUUUCGUUAAAAUCGCUUCGUUCCUGCCUGAUAAGUCUGUAAAGGAGGUAAUUGAGUUCUAUUACCUUAACAAGAACUUGUAUGAUAUGAAGAACCUUCAAGCAGCUUCAAAGAAAAGAGCUGGAGGUAGAAAGAAAGUUGCAUCUGAAGGUGCAAUACAUAAGUAA